AUGGGAGAGUGCAGCCACCCCGUCGAUUCCUCCAACAUUCCAUUCCCCCAACGCCCUAUAAUUAUUCUUGGGGCAGGUAUCAUUGGCUGUGCUACGGCAAGACAGCUCCUUCUCAAGGGCUUCUCCGUUAUUCUGGUGGCGGAAUAUCUACCAGGGGACCAGAAUAUCUUCUAUGCAUCAGCCUGGGCCGGAGCGGCAUGGCACGCAGCAGGUGGAAUCAGCCCUGAGUAUCGAUAUAUCCAAGCCGUUUCCUACAGACAUCUACUCAAAAUGGCACGAGAGGAGCCCGAAUCCGGAGUCUGUAUUGUUGAUUCCCGAGAAUAUCUGGAGGACGCCCCAUCUGAGAACUCUUCCAUCUGGGGGAAAACCGUACUGUCCAAGUUCCGUGAUUUAAAUCCGGACGAAUACCCCCCGAACUUCAAUUGUGGGUGGGCCUACGAAUCCGUUGUGACCGAUCCUACGCAUCACAUGCCAUACCUUCGCGAGAAGAUUCUUGCUCUCGGUGGUCAGUUUAUUCGAAAACGGGUCGCCUCUUUAUCUGAGCUGUACACGUUGUUUCCAGAGUCAAGAAUUUUCAUCAAUGCAAGUGGAGUAGGGAGUAAAACACUGCAUGAUGUCCAGGAUGACAAGUGUUUCCCUGAACGAGGCCAGAAUGUGUUCUUUCGAACAAGUAACUGCAACACGAUGUACUUCCGCAACGGCAAAGAGUACACCUACGUGAUCCCUCGUCCUCAAUCCCAUGGUGUAGUCUUGGGAGGUGUCAAACAAAGAGAUAGUUUGUCCCCAGAUGUAGACAUGGAUAUCGCCAGAGACGAGAUCGCACGUGCACAUCGUCUGGCCCCUGAAAUUGUCCCAGAAAAUCCUCCUGAAGACUCACUCAGCUAUAUCGUCGGCAUUCGUCCUUCGAGAGAGGGUGGGUUCAGGCUAGAUUCUAAGCAAAUUGGAGCUCGUAUCAUCCUCUCGGCAUACGGAUUCGGUGGUGGUGGAUACGCCUUCUCGUACGGUAUAGGAGAUGCUUUGGUGAACAUGGUCGAAAAGGCUGAGAGGGAUAAUAUUAUCCUCUGA
Aspergillus ochraceoroseus IBT 24754 is the source of this 1065-nucleotide messenger RNA. Its product is annotated as FAD-dependent oxidoreductase. The transcript is spliced from 3 exons. Gene Ontology annotation, molecular function: FAD binding; D-amino-acid oxidase activity. NCBI's taxonomy places the organism in Eukaryota, Fungi, Ascomycota, Eurotiomycetes, Eurotiales, Aspergillaceae. The record is from RefSeq and is a predicted model, not a curated record. Bases 1 to 1065 code for a protein of 354 amino acids.